AUGCUUGGCAAGCCAGCUGCGCCAGCCAAGGUGCCGACCGAUUUGGUCAUCCCUUUUCGCUUUUUUGAUGAUACGCCACUCUGGAAAGCUUUCAUCUUAUAUUCCAUGUUUGCCUUUGACGAUCUAUUGGACCUUGAGAAGCUACAAAGAAGCCUUGAAGCCUUGGUCAAACGCGACGGCUGGCAUAAGCUAGGAGCGCGCUUGCGGAGAAACCAUAAAGGAAACCUCGAAUACCAUAUGCCAGUCGAAUUUACUGAACAGCGGCCAGGCCUUACAUACACCCACGUUGACUAUGCUAUUAAUGCUGCAGAUCAUCCACUUGCGUCGAAACUACCCAAAGCGAGCUCACAGCCAGCUAUCGUAUGCGAUCCUGAUGAGUUCCAAGAUUUGAUUCGUAGGGAGGGUAGUCCAAAGAGUAUGGACGAUUAUCUAAAUCGGGAUAUUCCCCAACUGGGACUUUAUAUCGUGACGUUCAAAGACAAAACACUUGUCAAUCUAUACUGGCCGCAUACGCUUAUGGAUGCUAUGGGAAAGAAGUCACUUCUCAACGCCUGGACGUUGAUACUUCAGGGCCGAGACGACGAGGUUGUUCCUCCGCAUGGUGACGGUGGCGACCCAUUGGUAGAUCUCGGCAGAAAUCCUACAGAGCCACAUGGCUUAGCUAGCCGACGGCUAUCGAUGCUCGGUUUGGUGAAGUACGGAAUUAGGAAUAUUGGUGACUUUUUCCACACACAAGAGAACCGCAUGGUUUGCAUUCCAGGUUCAUUCAUCGCAAGCCUUCGGGCAAAAGCCAUAGAAGAGCUUGCGAGUACCGGGGUAGAUCAGCCCUUUCUCACCGAAGGAGAUGUAAUUUGUGCGCUCUGGACACGCGUGGCCAUUUCCCAUCUACCGCACGAGUCGCAAAAAUUAGUUGUGCUGAACAAUGCUUACUCCUUGAGGACAGCUUUGGAAGCAGACUUGCUUCCCAAAGGCGCACCUUACGUGUCGAACGCCAUUGGCUUCGUUCAUGUCCUGUUAAAUACGCAAGAGAUCUUUAAAAAGCCUCUAAGUUAUGUCGCAUUUGCUAUUCGGAGCGCAAUUCGGCAGCUUGGCACGCGUGCGCAGGUUGAAGCCUUUGCGUCUCUGUGGCGUGAGUCCAGUGCAAAACUUCCACCACUCUUCGGCAGCUCUAGAAUGCACAUGAUUACAUACUCAAACUGGAGUAAAGCACGACUUUACGAAUUGGACUUCUCAACGGCGAUUGUUAGGCCAUGA
Trichoderma gamsii is the source of this 1254-nucleotide messenger RNA. RefSeq lists its product as hypothetical. The transcript is spliced from 2 exons. Bases 1 to 1254 code for a protein of 417 amino acids. The record is from RefSeq and is a predicted model, not a curated record. NCBI's taxonomy places the organism in Eukaryota, Fungi, Ascomycota, Sordariomycetes, Hypocreales, Hypocreaceae.